Molecule: messenger RNA, 1431 nt
Organism: Oncorhynchus nerka (sockeye salmon)
Lineage: Eukaryota; Metazoa; Chordata; Actinopteri; Salmoniformes; Salmonidae
Product: RPE-retinal G protein-coupled receptor-like
Exons: 7
Coding region: 120-1010 (296 amino acids)
Biological process (GO): cellular response to light stimulus; phototransduction; G protein-coupled receptor signaling pathway
Cellular component (GO): plasma membrane
Molecular function (GO): G protein-coupled photoreceptor activity
Source: RefSeq, a predicted model, not a curated record
GCCUUUUCACGUGAAAGAGCCUUUAUAAGGAGUUCAGUCAACACUCUGGCACUUUCAGACGCGAGAAUAAACGUUGAGGAACUAUCUGUAGUGUCCGACAAUAAUAGUGGCCAUCAAAAAUGGCAGCAUACACAUUACCGGAGGGAUUCUCCGAUUUUGACAUGUUUGCAUUCGGUUCAGCUCUUCUUGUUGGGGGUCUUGUGGGAUUCUUCCUCAACGCCGUUUCAAUAUUGGCCUAUAUUAGCGUAAAGCAAAUGCGAACUCCCAGUAAUUUCCUUGUCUUUAACCUGGCCGUGGCUGACAUUAUGCUCAAUACAACCGGCCUGAUCGCUGCCUACGCCAGCUUAUCGUACAGACACUGGCCCUGGGGUCAAGACGGAUGUAGCAACCACGCUGUCAUAGGGAUGACAGCAGUUCUGGCCUCCAUCAGUUUCCUGGCUACCAUCGCCUGGGACAGAUAUCACCAAUAUGUCACCAAUCAGAAGCUGUUUUGGAGCACGGCCUGGACUUUUUCUAUCAUUAUCUGGGGGUUGGCCAUCUUCUGGGCGGCCGUCCCUCUGACUGGAUGGGGAGUGUAUGACUUUGAGCCAAUGAGGACGUGCUGCACUCUAGACUACACCAAAGGAGACAAGGACUACAUUACCUAUAUGGGAGCCCUGACGGUCUUCUACCUUAUCUUCCCUGCUUAUGUCAUGAAGUCCAACUACGACGCCAUUUACGCAUACUUCAAGAAGAUCCACAAGCACAGGUGGAACACCAGCGUACCACUGAGGGUUCUGUUGUUCUGCUGGGGACCCUACGAAGUCAUGUGUAUCUACGCCUGCUUUGGCAACGCCAAACUGGUCUCUCCAAAGCUGAGAAUGUUGCUUCCUGUUUUGGCGAAAAUGAACCCUAUUUUCAAUGCUUGGCUCUAUUCCUUUGGGAACGAGUUCUACAGAGGAGGGGUGUGGCAGUUCCUGACUGGCCAGAAGUUUACAGAGCCCGUCGUUGUGAAGUUAAAAGGAAGAUAAAGGAAGUUAUUGUUAGUUACAGUCAUAGAAUUAGAACGGUCCGAGUUUCUAUGACCAUUUUACUCAUUCUAAUUCUAUGGUUACAGUACCAUACAGGCCAUAGAAUUAGAAUGUUUCAUGUUCCAUUCUACUCAUUCUAAUUCUAUGGUUACAGUACCAUACAGGCCAUAGAAUUAGAAUGUUUCAUGUUCCAUUCUACUCAUUCUAAUUCUAUGGUUACAGUACCAUACAGGCCAUAGAAUUAGAAUGUUUCAUGUUCCAUUCUACUCAUUCUAAUUCUAUGGUUACAGUACCAUACAGGCCAUAGAAUUAGAAUGUUCCAUGUUCCAUUCUACUCAUUCUAAUUCUAUGGUUACAGUACCAUACAGGCCAUAGAAUUAGAAUGUUCCAUGUUCCAUUCUACUCAUUCUAAUUCUAUGGU